This is a messenger RNA of Knipowitschia caucasica, 996 nucleotides long. NCBI's taxonomy places the organism in Eukaryota, Metazoa, Chordata, Actinopteri, Gobiiformes, Gobiidae. The record is from the annotation of a GenBank genome assembly.
AUGACUCUGUCCGGGACCAUGGAGCUGUCCCAGAGACACGCAGCGCUGAAGCUGGAGGAGGAUGAGAUCGACAUCGUGGGCGAGGACGAGCCCAGCACACGGAACUUUUACCCCAGUGACCCAGGCUCCUCCGCUGAAUCGGGACCUGAGUUUGACUCUUCGGAGCCCGAGUCGUCAGGGGAGAGUGAGGGCAGCUUCUGCGCAGACGCGGCCCCCAGCAGGAAGGGUCAGAGCAGCGCGGUGAAGCCCCCGUACUCGUACAUCGCGCUCAUCACGAUGGCCAUCCUGCAGAGCCCGCACAAGAAGCUCACCCUGAGCGGCAUCUGCGACUUCAUCAGCAACAAGUUCCCCUAUUACAGAGAGAAGUUUCCAGCCUGGCAGAACUCCAUCAGACACAACCUCUCUCUCAACGACUGCUUCAUCAAGAUCCCGCGGGAGCCUGGGAACCCGGGGAAAGGCAACUACUGGUCCUUGGACCCGGCGUCCGAGGACAUGUUCGACAACGGGAGUUUCCUUCGCCGCAGGAAGCGUUUCAAGCGGCACCAGCCCAAAGACAGACUCAUGUUCUUCCCCGGGUACCGAGCCUUCCCCUACAGCGUGCAGGGCCAGAGCCCCCCCGCACUGCCCUUUCCCUACAUGGCUGUUCCAGAGGGACCCCUGAUGCCAACGUCUUACCCGGUUCUGCCCCCGUCUAUGGGUAAAAGCAGUGACUUCAGGGCGGACUUUACACAUGCGCGUCCAGAAGCAGUGAAGUGUGCGCCGCGUCCCAAGUGCUCGUUCAGCAUCGACAGCAUCAUGAGCAGAUCCUCCUCCAGCUGCAGCCCCCCAGGACGGACUCAGGGACAGACCCCACCUCACAGCGCUGCUCCGUACCCACAGCUCUCUGCUCCCUUCAUGGUGCCACUCGUGCCCAGGACUCAGUUCUGUCCGGCCCCGAUCCUGACCACAGCCCCCCUGAUGACAGAGCCGCUGUGCAUGGGCUUUCCCCGCUGCUGA